AUGCCCACCCAUCUUCUAUUCAAGGUAGUCUGCUUUGGACUUGGAAGCCUUGGCUGGUCGAUUGAGAUUGAAGAUGAGAGAUACGUGCCGGCAGACAGAGUGUACUCUGCGAUCGUGCAGCAUGCAGCGGCUUUAACAAUUGCCAAAGUGAUUGGCAAGCGGCUGCAUGUUGGCGGCCUGACUGUGUUCUGCCAGGACCCCAUUUACAACAAUGCCGACAAGCGUGUGCUUGCCGAGUCUGGUAUCCAAGUCGUGGAUGGCCGCGGCGGCCUCGCAUUUACGUAUAUCGAUGAGAACACCUUCGUCCUCAGUUACCACCCAAACAUUCCGGUGAAGCAAGUUGUUGCCAACCUCCGCCUUUACUUGUACCCAAAGGUCAAGAAACACUUAGCCACGACGAAGGCCUCAAGUUCGACCACGACGCCCUGCUUGCCGACGAAGAAUUGGUAG
This is a messenger RNA of Clonostachys byssicola, 450 nucleotides long. The record is from the annotation of a GenBank genome assembly. NCBI's taxonomy places the organism in Eukaryota, Fungi, Ascomycota, Sordariomycetes, Hypocreales, Bionectriaceae.